AACACGCCACCGUGCGACGAAAUCUAGUUAAUCGACUUCGACUGUAGUUUGACAGAUGCUGGCUGAGUCAGUCGUGCACUGAAGUUUCGGCAGCUGUGUAGACUAGUACUAGAAUAGAACUAAAUUGUGUAAUCGUGAGUGCCUCUAUAAGAUAAUUUUGCCUUCUACUAACCGUCCUUCGCAUUAAAAUCCAAGAAUGGAUACCAAAACUGUCUCUGCUCCCGAAGUUAGCACCCCCGACUCAGGCGUGCAUGAGAACCUGACGCUGUCGCCUGAGGAGCAGGAGCGGCAGAACAAGGAGUGGGAGGCUGAGCUGGCUAAGACCGAGGAAGAGAUCAGCACGCUGCGCACGGUGCUCGCCUCUAAAGUGAACCACGCGCACGAGCUCAAGAGACGUCUCGGCAUCACCGUCUGGAAGGAACUCAGUGAUGACAUCAACCAGUCCUUCAAGACCGUCAGGGAGAGCCAGCCCUUCCAGUUCCUGUACGGCCGCCUGCCUGCCCUGCCUGCCUCUGCCUCCUUCACUGCUGACCUCGUGCAGGCUGGCAGGUACCAGAAGACGGCGGGCGCCAUCGGGGCGGUGGGCGAGAAGACGUCCUCGCUGUUCGGCGGUAUUGGUGCCAAGUUCGGGCAGCUGAAGGAGACGCCGACCUUCAAGAGCUUCGAGGAGCGCGUCGGGGGUGUCUACUCUGCAGCGCGGUCGAAGAUCCCUGGUGGCAGCGGAUCGAACUCGACGCAAGACUUCGAGGAGGCCUUCAAGGAGGCUGAAGGCGAGAAGGCUGCCGCUGAAGCCGCUGCUAACGCCACCGCCCCCGCCCAGGACGGCGUGGGGGGCGUCGACCCCAGCCAACAACAGCAGUCC
Messenger RNA from Hyalella azteca, 862 nucleotides. Its product is annotated as tumor protein D52. The record is from RefSeq and is a predicted model, not a curated record. The annotation marks the transcript as partial. Gene Ontology annotation, cellular component: cytoplasm. NCBI's taxonomy places the organism in Eukaryota, Metazoa, Arthropoda, Malacostraca, Amphipoda, Hyalellidae. The transcript has 6 exons.